This is a messenger RNA of Brienomyrus brachyistius, 3685 nucleotides long. RefSeq names its product polymeric immunoglobulin receptor-like. The transcript is spliced from 9 exons. The coding region runs from base 64 to 1890 and encodes 608 amino acids. The record is from RefSeq and is a predicted model, not a curated record. NCBI's taxonomy places the organism in Eukaryota, Metazoa, Chordata, Actinopteri, Osteoglossiformes, Mormyridae.
GUACAGAGGAUGAGGAAGUGAUUGUCAGUCUCCACAGAUCUGGGCUCAGUGACACACAGACGUAUGGAUCCUCUGAUGCUCCUGUUUCUUCUCAUUGCUGGGCGCACAGGUGCUGACAGUGUGUCCACAGUGGGAUGGGUGACUGUACAGAGAGGAGGAUCUGUCACCAUCCCAUGUUUCUAUGAUGAAAGAUAUAAGGCACAUGUGAAAUCCUGGUGUAAAGGGAGUUAUUGGAAGCCAUGUACUCCCUUGGUACACACUGACUCUCGACAGGAGGGUAACGUGUCAAUCAGAGAUGAUCCUGACCAGCGAGUCUUCACUGUGACCAUGAACAAUCUGACAGCUGGGGACUCUGGUUGGUACUCAUGCUUUGUAAAUAUCAGUGGAGCUUCAGAUGUUGGAGAUCGGGUUUACCUGUCAGUCACUGAAGGUGUGUCCACAUUGAGACAGGUGUCUGUACAGAGAGGAGGAACUGUCACCAUCCCAUGUUUCUAUGAUGUUGGAUAUAAAACUCAUAUGAAAUACUGGUGCAGAGGGAAUAAGAGUGAUUCAUGUACUCCCAUAGUAGACACUGACUCUCCACAGGAGGGUAAAGUGUCAGUCAGAGAUAAUCCUGACCAGCGAGUCUUCACUGUGACCAUCAACAAUCUGACAGCUGGGGACUCUGAUAAGUACUGGUGUCGUGUGAAGAUCAGUGGAGGUUCAGAUGUUGAAGGUCGGGUUAAUCUGUCAGUCACUGAUGGUCCUCCAGGGCUGUCAGUGGACAAACAGGAGGUGACGGGUCUGGAAGGAGACAGUGUCAGCGUUCUGUGUCGCUAUGGAAACAAUAGACAUAGGAUGUGGUGUAAGAUCGGGGGCUCCUGUGCAUCAGAGAGAUCUGGGAGUUUGGAUGGGAGGCCUGUCCUGAUCAGGGAUGACAGAGUAAACAGAGUCUUCAGUGUGACAGUGAGGGGACUGGAGAGGAAGGACACUGGCUGGUACUGGUGUGAUAAUGGAUACCUGCAGAUCCCAGUUGAUAUUACUGUCAAACAAGGAGGGGAUAAUGAAAAACUGAGCUCUCUGGUCCAGCUGGUUCUGUAUGUAGGACUGGGCUUAUUGGUGCUGCUGUUGGUCAUCAUCAUCAUCACAUGGAAAGUGUGGGACAAACACAAGAAAAAUGUGGCUGGGGGCCAAAAUGUAGGAAGGACAACAUACUCGGAUGUCCUGGGACAGCAUGAAGUCAGCGACGCUCGGAAGAAAGCCAUACUUAUUCACUGCUUAGGCACGGAAGGACGGCAGAUCUUUCGGACGCUCGGACCUGCGGAGAUGUAUGAAGACGCUGUUUCGCUCCUGGGUUCUCACUUCGCAGCUCCACAAAGUGUCAUCCUGUGGCAGAUUCUUUUUCGCCGAAGGCGACAGCAGCCGGGUGAGUCCGUACAUCAGUACGUGGCUAAUCUGCGUGGUUUAGCCAGUCUUUGUAAAUUUGGUGGCAUGCAGGAUGAAUUCAUUCGUGGUCAGCUGGCUGAACACUCUAACCACCCUAAAAUUAGAGAGCGACUGUUGACGGCAGCACAUGACCUCGCUAUCGCUAUACAAGUCGCGUUUAAAAUUGAAACAGCAGCGGAGUUUACGUCUAAAUUACCUUACCCCGCUGUCACCUCGCUCCCUGCACAAUAUGUAUCUGCAUCACAGCCACCUUCGUCAGGACUAUCUGAAGUUGGUUCAGAUGUGCAUUAUACACCGCGAAAGCAACAACGACAACGCUGUGGGAAUUGUGGCUCAUUCUCCAAUGUGUCGACCUGCCCGUCCGAUCCUCCUGGAUGCCGUGGAAUCCCCGUGUUUACCAGCUGUUUCGAAGUGUCUUCAUUAGUUUUGUGUAUUUAUGUCCAGUCCGAGCUUGCCAUAUCAUGACGCCGUGUUACUGGGGUCCGGAGCUGUCCUGCCCAUGGGCAACGGUGCCAGCGCUGUGACAAAGUUAACCAUUUUGCCAAAGUAUGCCGGUCGACCCCUGCAAAUUCUACAGCGCUGUCACUCUCCACUGCACCUCCAUCUGCUUCUACAACUAUUCACACUGCCAGCUUUUAAAACCUGUACUGCAGAGCUGGACAAAGUCUGCCUUCCCCUCUUAUUGGGUACUGGGGCCACAUUCACUUAAUCUAGAUACUGUACGGUAGUUUUUUUCCCAUGUGCCACUUUCUAAGGCCGUUCCUGCUCCAUGUGGCUAUGGCACUUCCAAAAUUCACAUGUUAGGCUCCAGCCGGCUAUCAGUCCGCUGUGGCUCUAAACUAGUCCCAGACUUUCCCUUUCACGUCUCCCACCAUUUUGCCAACAUGGGCCUUGACUUUUUUACUGCCCUUGGAUUCUUCCUACUGGAUACGACUGGAUCUGCCGUUUUAACUUGCCAUGGCAGCAGCAGUCCCCUGUUGGAGGGCGUAGGCUGUCUCUCCACAUUUAAUCACCAACCCCUACUUGUCCCAUCUAUAACUUCAGUACUUCAGCUCCCAUGUUGAGUCCCCUGGCCCUUCAUGAUGGUGUUGCUGCUGAGCUGCACCACCUGUUGGAGGCAGACAUUAUUGAGCUAGUUGAUGCUUCUCAGUGGAUCUCAAAUCUGGUGAUAGCUAAGUAGAAAUGCAGGAGUCUGUGUCUCUGUGUCGACCUCCGGGCUGUAAACAAGGCCGUCGUCCCUGACAUGUACCCCCUCCCUUCCAUAGUAGAAGUCACUUCCCACUUUCAUGGCUCGAUGGUCUUCACAAAACUGGGCCUUCGUCGGAGCUAUCUGCAGAUCCCUCUCCAGCCUGACAGCCAGAAUCUCACGGCUUUUGUGACACAUGCUGGAGUGUUUCAGUGCACAUGGAUCUCAUUUGGGCUUAGCUCUGCCCCCAGCUGCUUCCAGAAGAUUAUGACUACCAUCUUCACUGGCAUACCUGGGGUGAUUAUCUACCUCGAUGACAUCAUGGUCCAUGGAUUCUGCCUCACGGCUGAGGGCCUCAUUCCACUUCAACCUAAUAUUGAGGCCAUUCAGCGUAUUUCUGGACCCACGAAUGCUAACCAGGUUGUCUCUUUCCUGGGCAUGACAGCUUAUUACCUGUGUUUUUUGCCUCACUACUCCGCUACCACAGCUCCAUUACAUCAGCUGCUGCAGAAAGAUGCAUUUGGAUGCCAGCCUGCUUUGAGGCUUUCCAGCUCCGGAAGUCCCAUCUCACAUCACCUCCUAUCCUGGCAAACUUUUCCCUCUCCUGCCCCACCUCUGUCGCCUGUGAUGCCUCAGCUGUGGCAGUUGGAGCUGUACUGUCACAGCUGCAGGAUGGAGUGGACUGGCCCAUUGGCUCUGCCUCCCGUGCUCUCACCCCCACCGAACGAAAAUAUUCCGUGGGCGAACGUGAGGCUCUAGCCUGUGUCUGGGCCUGUGAGCGGUGGCACAUGUAUCUUUAUGGCAGGGCAUUUACACUGCGCACUGACCACUAGGCCCUGACAGCCUUGCUUGCAACAGCUAGUACAGGAUGCAAACCACAAUGACCGGUGGUCUGAGCAACUGCAGCAGUACAAUAUCAUCCUGUUUUACCCCAGGUUGUGAUAACGUUGUGGCAGACCUGCUGUCCCGCUACACCCAGUAUCCUGCAGCACCUGACUCCAUCUCUCAGGAACCAGACCUCAGCCAGAUGAUGCACACACCACUGAAGGCAGCUGUCUCCUUUGAUGAACUCCG